AAGAAGCACACUUUGUGGGCUCUCUUGGUACGACGCUCCUCAGCCCAAACCAAUUUCUAUUCAUUUCCAUUUCCGAGUCCUCACUGACCGAUCUCUCCAUCAACUGCGAUCUUCCUUCUUCUGCCGGAGACAUCAAAGUUUCAAAGUUUCAACAACCUUCAAGAACCCGCAAUUGAAGAUCAUCCUUAUCCAAGUAUGUCCUCUAAUUCAUUUCUCUUUCAUGUUCAACCUCUAAACCCUAGAAUCACAGAAUCUCAAUCCCCAUUGAAUUGAAAGCUUUGGAUCAAUCACCGUCAGAUCUGAAUCCACCAUUUCGCCAUGUCCUGUUUAGCCCUUGCCCUGCAGCCUGCUAAUGGAUCUGAUAUCCUCCUUCAAACUCGUGAAUGGUUCCCUCCUCCAAGAGCGUUAGUUGCCCUAACCUCCUUCCGCCAGACACGAUUGGCCUUCGCUGCCACCAAGCAUCAGAGCCACCACGCAUCCACCGUCCUUGGUGAUGAUUCUUCUCUCGCCGACUCUAUUGCUUCUCUCGGUGAUGAUCCUUUGGCUGCCUCUAAUGGUCAGGUUAUUGUCGGUGCGGAAAGCCGUUACGGAGUUGUAUAUCGCCUUGUCAAUGGCAUCUAUGUCCUUGGGAUUACCACUGCUGAUCAAGAUAAUUCUGUUAAUGUCUUUGAAUGUAUCCAUAUUGUAAACCAAGCCGUUAGCGUCGUUGUUACGGCCUGUCGUGGUGUUGAUGUCACUCCCGAGAAGCUUAGCCGGAAAUACGCUGAGAUUUAUAUGGCGUUGGAUAUUGUUCUUAGGGGUGUCAGCAAUAUUCGGCUUGCGGCAAUGCUUGCUUCGAUGCACGGGGAUGGUCUUGCGAAAAUGGUUCAUUCCGCUCUUGAUACGGAGAAUAAGAUUCGUGGUGCUGAUAAUUGGAAUGCUAUGGAGGUUCACUCGAUUGACCAUCAAGCCAAUGUGGAGGCAUUUUCGAGUGCACGAUUUGAGUUACCCGCGGAGACUCUUGAAGCUGGUGAUGAAAUCGCAGCAACUCUUGCUCCUGUUACUCAGAGUGUGAAUGAGCAACAGGAUCAGCAGCAGCAGAAGACUGAGGAGCCCGCUGCUGAACAGGAUCCAUUUGCGGCUAGUGACAUGAUUAACAAGCCUGAAGAGCUGGUGGGCGGGUUCAAGAAGACCAAGGAUCCUUCGGCUACGGAUUUGACUAUGGUGUUGGCGGGUCUUGAGGUUCCAACAUUGCCACCUGCAGAAGCCACCCAAUCAACACAUAUUGGCGUGGAGGGAUUCGAAGGAAACUAUGGUGGUAUAGAAUUCAGUACUGAUCAGGCUACAAUGGAAGAAACGUUUGAGGGCUUCAGCGAUGCUUGGGGUGGAGGAUUAGAUCCAUCUGAGUUCGUGGGUCCUGAGAAGGUUAAAAAAACAGAAGGCCUCGGUGGCUUGGAACUCUUGCAGACCGGACCUGAUGGAGCGAAAGUAGCUGUUGCUGAUGCUACUGGUAAAGGAACGCCACUUGAGAAUUUGGUGACUAAGACUGAAAUGAAGGGACCCGAAAUGUAUAUCAUAGAACAAAUUAGUGCGGAGUUCAGAGAAUCGCUGUUGGCAAGAGUAGGAAUGAUGGGAGUUGUAUAUUUGAAAACUUUGCCACCCAAAACUUCGGAUGAUAAAGAAACAGAGUUUUCAUUUCGUGUUGAGGAUACUGCUUCAGUUAAGAGAUUUGUUGUGCAGGGUUCUCGUGUUAGCAGUCUUGGAAACGGAAUGUUUCACGUGCGUACAGCACCUUCAAAUGAACCUAUACCAAUUAUUAAGUAUAGUUUGCUACCUAGAUUAACCCCAUUGCCUUUGAGGGUUCGUCUCAUACAGCGCCAUAGGGGGACUUUACUCUCUGUGAUGAUUCAAUUCGCUGCGAACCCUGAUUUGCCGCAACCUUUGACUGACGUGACUUUUACUCUAAAACUACCAGUUGAUCCUUCAUUGUUGCAGGUGUCUCCAAAAGCUAUAUUGAAUAGGUCCGAAAAAGAAUUAAAAUGGCAUGUCCCUGAGAUUUCUUUGAAGGGUUCUCCAGGUCUAUUGAGAGCAAGGAUGCCUGUGGAUAGGAACGAGGAAGAUGAAGGAGAAGAGCUUGAAGUAGUUGGUUAUGUGAAAUUUUCGGUUCAGAGUUAUAGAUCACUAUCCGGGAUUUCUUUACGGCCAGCUACUGAGGGUAAAACGGACUUCUACGAGACAGAUCACAAGUUUGAGUCUGGAGUUUAUACGUGCAACUGAAGCCUCGAGGUAUUUUACCUUACACAUGUUUUUAUAUUUUCUUUUUCUUGUAUUUUCAGUGAGGUAUGUGUUUUAGGUUUGUUUGUACCGGCUUAGCUUGUAAUUUAGAUUUGGGGUUCGUGAAAGUUGUCUAUCAUUUUUCCAUUGAUUUCAUUUGUGAACAUAUGAUUUUGUUUUUUCUGAUAUAAUAUGAUUGUACAUUACCGAAUUCUUUUG
This is a messenger RNA of Cucumis sativus (cucumber), 2472 nucleotides long. RefSeq lists its product as uncharacterized. The coding region runs from base 319 to 2256 and encodes 645 amino acids. The transcript has a single exon. The record is from RefSeq and is a predicted model, not a curated record. Lineage: Eukaryota; Viridiplantae; Streptophyta; Magnoliopsida; Cucurbitales; Cucurbitaceae.